AGAGACCGUCACGUGACAGGAACCUUGGUUUUGUAAACAUUAGAGAAGGGCAGUUUCUGAGUGCGUCCCACCCACUUGUACUGUAGUUACACAACCUGUGAUAUAACCGCUUGUUUUCUUUUCACUCCGCCGAGUUCAGCGGUUUUACUGCCACCCCAAGAAACAGUGUGGUGAUUGUUGGUGUGGAAGUUGAGAAGAUGCUGAGAGCUAUGGGGAAAAUGGUGUUUGGGGGGUUUGAGAAUCCAAAGUUUACCCCUCAAGAAAGCAAGGGGGAUGACUAUGAGGUACGGACCUAUCACACUACACAGUGGAUGAGCACUACAGUAAGUGGCAUGGAGCAGGAUGAAGCCUUGAGCACUGGAUUUAGGAGACUUUUCAAAUACAUCCAGGGGAAUAAUGAGAAGCAGGUGACCGUGGACAUGACUGCCCCGGUGACCAGUCUCAUUAACCCUGGAGAACAACCAUCUUGUGAGAGCUCCGUCACUGUGUCCUUUUACCUCCCUGAGGCGCACCAGGCUGAGCCGCCCAAUCCCAGCAUCCCUGAAAUCUUUGUUGAGACCAGGAAGGAGUUCACUGUGUUCGUCAGGACAUUUGGAGGCUUCGCGAACAGUCAGAAUACCCAUGAUGAGCUGCUAAAGCUGAUUGAGAGCUUGAAGAGGGAUGGAAUGAGUUUUAAAGAGGCUCCCUACUACCGCGUAGGCUACGACAGUCCCUUCAAGCUUGUAAACCGCAAGAACGAGGUCUGGCUCAUACGGGAGGAGGGAAAGAAGUGAGUCAGUGUGAGGCAGAGUGCAUAGAAAUAAUAAAAAAAAAAAAACGUCAAAUUAUGGUCAAAUGUAAUUAUUCCAAAAUCUAAUUUUAAACUGAAAAUGUUACUAAUGAGACUGUGUUGAUUUCAAUAUUGAUGAAUUAAUUAAGUGGCUUCUGCUCCCCAGACUCACUUCACUUUAGUUUGAAUUUCAUAACUUAAUUUCUUAAAUUCCUUACAUAAUGUUUUGUAUUCACUAGUGCAGUGUCUGUCUACGUUCUUCUUUUUUUAUUGUGUCUGUGCUUUUGGUGUGCCUUGGAAUUAAAUAUUUGUUUUUUGCCAGAGGUAAAACCAAAAAAGUUUGUAAAAAUGCAGUGGAUUCAUUAACGUUGUUACAUUUGUGAUUUGAUAUUUUUUUCUUCACUACCUCCCCAGCCUGGAGUCGAUGGGGAAAACUUGUCUGGGUGUCUGUCACUACUGAAUGAAUAGAACGAUAUUGAUCCUGUGAGGAAAGUUGUUAAAUGUAUACGGGGUGAAUAGCACUUUUCUUCAAGUGUGUAACACUGUACUGUAGUGUAGCAUAAGCAGCAGUUUGAACAGGUGUGUUUGGUGAGAUUUACCAUCUCAGGUGAAGCAGGUGUUGGGCUUCACCUUCCCUGGUUGGUAGCUGUUGUGGAGCUGGUUGCUGGCUGGGACUUGGCAGUUUUGACCAAAGUGGGGUAUCAUUGGUUAUCAGGCAUGAUGUCAACAUUGUUUUCACAUGAGACAGUCAUUGUUUCUGCACUAGAGGCUGAAAACAUUGAAUAUUUCUGAUUUAAAUGUAAAUUUAUGGCAUUUGCCGGACGCGCUCAUCCAGAUCGACUUUUGAUCUGAUUCAAACAACUAGGCAGCAAUGAGGUUAAGGGGCUUGCUCAGGGGCCCAGGAGUGGCAGCUUAUGACUUACAGAUCCAAAGUCCAAUGCCUUAACCAUUAAGGGGUUAAAUUAGACUACAGAACCCACAGCACAGGAGCAUCUCUGAGGGGAAACUAUUCCCAAACAGUUUAAGAUCAAGAGAAAGUGUGCGAUCUACAGCGUGAUUAUCACCAGAUGACCUGAUUUAGCCUCUGUGGUGAGGCUUCGCUUCUCAAUAACCAAUUCUAGAUCAGUUUAAUGUGAACACCAACACAUUCCUGUUGCCUUUAAAUACUACAAGAUUACACUUUGACAUUCCAAAGAUUUACAAGUGAAAUUCUUUAAAUGUAUUAAUGAACUACAUGUAAGAUUUUACAACUAUUGCUAGAAUAAUGAAGGACUGAAUUGUAUCCUUGACUCUUUCUGUAAUAAAUCGAUCUUUAUAUACAUCUCUAAA
Silurus meridionalis is the source of this 2098-nucleotide messenger RNA. It is a transcript of the gene hebp2, whose product is annotated as heme binding protein 2. Lineage: Eukaryota; Metazoa; Chordata; Actinopteri; Siluriformes; Siluridae. Gene Ontology annotation, cellular component: cytoplasm. Bases 198 to 773 code for a protein of 191 amino acids. The transcript is spliced from 5 exons. The record is from RefSeq and is a predicted model, not a curated record.